AUGGCCCGUCAAAACUCCUUGGAAUCCUCGAGACCCAUCAUGCCCAACAACCGUGCCUCCCAGCGAUUCUCCACCGUCAGUGGAGCCACUUCCAUUGCCUCCAACGGCGGCUUGCCCAGCGGUGACCCCCGCCUGGCUGAGGUCAACCAUGUGCGUGACGGCCUCGAGCGCCUCGAGAACAAGCCCCUCCAGAAGCAGCGUUUCGUCCCCACCGCUGAGAAGACCGAAAGCCUCGACAAGCUGGCCAUUGGUGCCAAGAUGGAACGCGCGCUCGGCCGCAGAAUGACCGGUCAGGAUGCCGUUAUGCGCAAGCCUGUUAUGAGCGAGAAGGCCGCAGCUGAGGCUUCUACUUGA
Aspergillus glaucus CBS 516.65 is the source of this 354-nucleotide messenger RNA. RefSeq lists its product as uncharacterized. The coding region runs from base 1 to 354 and encodes 117 amino acids. The record is from RefSeq and is a predicted model, not a curated record. NCBI's taxonomy places the organism in Eukaryota, Fungi, Ascomycota, Eurotiomycetes, Eurotiales, Aspergillaceae. The transcript is spliced from 2 exons.